AUUUAAGCAUGGAUCAUGGAAUAAUUGUGCAUGAUGCAAUGUAUGCCUAACAUUUCCUUGUAAAUCAAGAAACAAUGGAGGUAUUGGGUUUGGGAAAUGAAGCAUGCAGAUUGAGGUAUUAAAAUGUGGCGGUGAAGCUGAGUAAAGUCACUUAGAAGAACAUCAAGGACCAGAAGAACUGAACAGCAACAAGAUGUAUCUCCUUUUAGUCUUUGCUUUGACUUUUACGCUUUCUGCCCAACAGGGUGGAAUGUUGGGCUUGGGUGGUGGAGGUGGAGGUGGAAUGAUGGGUGGAAUGAUGGGUGGUGGAGGAGGAGGUGCAAAUCCGGGUGGAAUGAUGGGUGGUGGAGGAGGAGGUGCAAAUCCGGGUGGAAUGUUGGUAAGUAGCUUUUGGUUUAUUUUGUGCUAUUCUGAAUAUUCUUCCAUCCUUUUUCUCCUUAACCUCUCAUCAGCCUUCAAUACCAUCAACCACAGUAUCCUUUUGGGCCAACUACAGGAUUCAGGGCUGAGCACUAUUGCACUGGUUUGGCUCCUUUCUCCAAGUUUGGUUCUAAUUGGUGUUGAUAGGGAGUUAGUGGCCCAGCCCACAACCAUUGCUUUAUGGCAUGCCACAGGGCUCAGUACUCUUUCUACUUCUUUUGAACAACUAAUGAAGCUGUUGGGUGAGACCAUUCACCACCAUGGAUUGAGGUAUCAUCAGUAUGUGAUUAUGUUUCUUCCUCGAGGUUCCAAAGCCUUGUUUUGGUAUCUGUCCAGUUCCCAAGCUGGCAAGUGGGCAGCUUAUCCUAGGUUCCCAAGCCUAAAGUGGGUAUCUUAUAUAGUUUCCAAGCCAAAGUCCAUACCGUUUGUAUGAACUGCCAAAUUCCAACAAUCGCUUAUUUAUUAUUGAAUUUACAUUCUUUAGUGUCGCUUCUGGGAAUUGAUACUAUCGACCUGAUGAUGUAACUGAAGGAGCUGGAAGCACACAAAUAAGAUGUGAUUCUGGAACCCCAACAAACAUCUUGUCUUUCAGGCCAAUAAAAUGAAUGAGCAGGGUCUCGCGGAUGCAUAAAUGUUAGGAAUGCAUCAUUGUGUUUGAUCAAAAUUUCCAUGAUGUUGCCUACCCACCAUAUUUUGUCAUAAAUGCAGGAAACAUAACAACCGGGAAAUGUGUCAGCCAAUAUUAAAUUCGGCUCGACGUUAUUGGACAUUUUGGUCACAAACUUAAUCGUGUCAUUUGAAACGUUGCUGACAGAAGUCAAAUUUGAAUCAACUGGCACAAACUGGUGAUGAUCUCUUGAGCCAGCUAUUGUGCUGCUAACUUUCCAUCUUUCUUCUUGCAUUAUCCUCAGCGAAGAGGACACAGCAGCUUUUAAUAUGAUUACAUAGGUUAUUGAUGUAAAGCAGAAAGAGUGUGGUUUCUAAAAUGCUGCCUUGGGGGGCACUGCUGUUAACAGAUGCCAGAUUUGAAUGGGCCCUCCCUAUUUUGACUAUUUGUUGCCUGUUGGACAGGAACAUGGCUAUCCACUUGUGCAGGGAUCCAGAGAUGCCGUAAGACCUUAGUUUCAACAGUAGUUUGUCAUGCACUACUGAGUCAAAGGCUUUUCAGAAGUCUAUGUAAAUUGCAUAAAUUGGGUUGCACUACCCCAGACAGACCCGGCCCAUAACUUGGAUUCUCCUGCACUUGUGACUCCUGAUUGAAGAGCAGAUGGCAGUCAUGGGCUAGGAGAGCCUUUGUACAACUUUGUGUUAUGUGCCAGUUGCUAUUAUCCCUGAUAGGAAUUGCUACAGUUAUUACCUUUAAAACCCCGCACAGGAUGGGGCGAGGUUACGUCCAUCAUUUAUGUCUACCAAAGGAGACUCUGGGGAAAGGAAAGAAUUACGUUAGUUUUCAUUGCUAUCUGGCCAAUAAUAUGCGGAUCGUUUCACUUGCAUGGAAAAGAGAAAUGUCAAGUUAUUAGAAGAGGGAGAUAUUCUAUCUAUCUAUAUCUUGACAUCUGUUUGAUACAAGGAUAUAGAUAAUCCUUGAUUUAUGACUAUUUGUAUAAUGAUGGUUUGAGGUUAUGACAGUGCCGAAAAAAUGACCUAUGAUCUCUCCUCAAAGUUAUGACCAUCGCACCAUCCAUUAGACCAGUGACUGUGAUUUAUGUGCUCGGUAACUGGCUCACAUUUACCAUGGCUGCAAUGUUGUGGUCAUGUGAUCAUGACGUGCAACUUUCCCAGCCAGUCUGCAACAAGCAAAGUCAAUGGGGGAAAGUUUUGCUUAAUGACUGUGAUAAAAAAAAAAGAGUCAAAAAAAAGUUCCAUAUUGUGGUUGUGAGAAUAUGGAACAAUAUUGAAAAGGGAAAUAUUUUUCUCUUUCAAAACAUUUAAUGUAUCUGCAUCCCUAUUACUGAAUAUUGUGUGAAAGAACACAUUUUAUAUCUGGGCAAUGAAGGAAUUCAUAUAUAUUAAACUAAAGAUGGCAAUGAUGAUGUGGUUGGAGAAGUCAAGAGUGUUAUGACAUUAGUUUCCUUUUGUUUCCCUUUUAGAGUAAUCUGUUGGUAAGUAGCUUUUGGUUUAUUUUGUGCUAUUCUGAAUAUUCUCCCAUCUGAACAAGCACCCCGUUUAUCUCCUUUCCACCUACACCAAAAGCAUCUCUAACGUCCCCAGAGCAUAAGCUCACCUGAUGAACAAAAUUGAUUACAUUUGCUCCCAGUUGGAACCCAAGCAUGGUGAAUGUCCAUGUGAGAUGUCCAGGGGAAGAUCUUGAUCAGUUACCAGUUCAAUCCUGUUAGACCAGGGGUAAAAUCUACUUACCUUUCCUACCGGUCCCUCCGUGCACGCUUGGAUCCUCUGCACAUGUGCAAACCCUUCUGCGCAUGUGCAGAGGGUAAAAAACAGGUUACUUCCUAGUGAAAACCAGGAAGUAACAAUGUCUGGGCAGGUGUGCGAAGCCUCAUGCUGAUGCCGCUACCAGUUCUCUGAACCACCCACCACCGCCGCUACAGGUUCGCCGAACCACUGCGAACAGGUAGCAUUUCACCCCUGUGUUAGACCCAAUGAAAUGAACAGGGUACUCAAGGCUCUCAGCGCAGUCAUCUGUCGAUUAGAUCAUUGACCCUCCUGGUUGGUGAAAGCCACCAGGAUGAUGACUUUUAGGUGGGUUCAAGCAGAGGUGAAUUCUUCACUGCAGGAGGGGACAGUUCUGGGGGCUUUUAAGGAGGCCAUUAAAGAGCCAUUUGGACCCAUUUUCCACAGAAAAGAAAAUACCGGAAGCCACAAAACCUGGGUGGGAGAGGCCAACGCAACGUCACUCAUUUCCAUCAGUCACAUGACCCCCUAGCCACGCCUACCCAACUGGUCAUCAGGGCAGAGAACCGGUUGUUGAAAAGCACCGGGAACCUCAAAACCCUUUUGACAUCUCUCUCUCCCUCCCUCCCCCCUCUCCCUCUCUCCCCCCUCUCUCUGCCUCUCUCUCUCCCACUCUUUCUGUAUCUCUCUGUCUCUGCCCCGGCCACUUCUCCAUUUCCCGUCAUCGUCCUUAUCUUUUCAGGCCAGGCAAGGAGGGACUGGGAGGGGAGAGCAAGGGGCGGGGCCAGCCAGUGGUAGGAUCACCUGACAGGGAGCCACAGCAGAGGGCCCAAAGAGCCGCAUGUGGCUCUGGAGCCCCAGGUUGGUGACACUCAGAAUAAUGCAACUAUCCUUUUUCUCCUUAACCUCUCAUCAGCCUUCAAUACCAUCAACCACAGUAUCAUUUUGGGCCAGCUACAGGGUUCAGGGCUGAGCACUAUUGCACUGGUUUGGCUCCUUUCUCCAAGUUUGGCUCUAAUCGGUGUUGAUAGGGAGUUAGUGACCCAGCCCACAACCACUGUUUUAUGGCAUGCCGCAGGGCUCAGUACUCUUUCUACUUCUUUUGAACAAGUAAUGAAGCUGUUGGGUGAGACCAUUCACCACCAUGGGUUGAGGUAUCAUCAGUAUGUGGUUAUGCUCAACUUUAUAUCUCCACCUCUGGUGAUCCAAGUGAUGGUGCUGCUGCCCUCCCACAGUGUCUGGAGGCUUUGAGGGGCUGGAUGGUUUCAAUUGAACCCUGCCCAGACAAAUGGCUUUGUAUGGAUGGAAUUGCAAUAUCUGGGACUUCAACAACCUUAAUUUUGGAUGGGAUUGUACUACCCCAGAGAGACCCAAGCCAUGACUUGGGGUUCUCCUGCACUUGUGACUCCUGAUUGAAGAGCAGGUGGCAGUCAUGGGCUAGGAGAGCCUUUGUACAACUUUGUGUUAUGGCCAGUUGCUUUUAUCCCUAAUCAGGAAUUGCUGUGGUCA
Pantherophis guttatus is the source of this 4281-nucleotide messenger RNA. NCBI's taxonomy places the organism in Eukaryota, Metazoa, Chordata, Lepidosauria, Squamata, Colubridae. The record is from RefSeq and is a predicted model, not a curated record.